AUGGGCAAGAGGAAGCAGCAGUCAGCUUCGCAGGCCGUCGCCGAGGGCUCGGCAUCGCAGGCCGGCACGCCCGUCACGGCAACCGGCACCAAGAACAAGAAGCAGCGGAGGGCAUCGGAAGCCUCGGUCGCCUCCCCCACGAAAGCCCUGGGCGCCACUGCAACGGCGUCGGCAGCACAGCAGGUCGCAUCCGGCUUCUACGCCGUGCCCAUCACGCUGCCCUCGACCUCGAUCCAGCCCCCGCCCGUGCACUACCUCUACUGCCGCGCCCACGCCACCUCCACAUCGUCGAGAUCGGCCAACAACGAAGGCGACGACGACGAAGAUGACGGCAGCGGCGCCGGAAAGAAGAAGCGGAAAGAGGAUCUGCUCCCCGCCGGCAGGACGCUCUUCUGCGUCAACCUCCCCGUCGACUCGACAGAGAAGCACCUACGGGCGCUGUUCAAAAAGGCGGGCACCAUCCACAGCGUCGUGUUCCAGCAGCUCAGGGGUGUCCCAGGCUUCUACGCCGGAGCUCAAGAGGAGGAGCAGGAAGUCGAGGAGGACGAGGAGGAUGCAGAAGAUGACGGAGAGGCCCAAGCGAAUCCGGCCGGGCCUGCCAAGGGCAAGGGCAAGGGCAAGAAGGCAAAGAAGCCCAAAGGCCCUCCUCCGGUAGCAGAGCUGCCAGCGCUCGACCCUCGCAUCGCCAGGGGCUCGGAGCCGCUGUUGACGACGGCGUCGAGCGCCUACGUCGUUUUUCUCGACGACUCGUCGCUAGAGCGGGCGCUCGAGCAGAUCCGGAGCGGCCAGGUCCGGAGCUGGCCGGACCCGUUCAAGUCGCUGGCCGAGGCGGCGCGCCACGCGGCCGACAACGAAGACGCGCCCAACGACGUCAAGAACCGCCACGCCAAGACGGCCGACCAGUUUGCCGUCGAAAAGGGCGCCGCGGACCGCAUCCCCCCGCUCGGGCUGCAGCUGCUGCUCGAGCAGCACCGGUGCGCGCGCCCGCCGAUGGAGGCUGUCAAGGCGUAUGCCGACUCGACGAUUGCCCGCUUCGCCUGGAUCAAGGCGCACCCGGCGCCGCGCAAGGUGGGCGUCAAGGGCGUCACGGUCGGGCCCGACGGCGAGCUGCUCGACGAGGACGGCUUCACCAUUGUCCAGCGCGGAGCCAAGACGGGCGGCGGCUACGGCUUCGCCGAGGGCGGGCUGGGCACCGUCAAGGCGUCGCGCGUCCGCCUCGGCCGCGAGCGCGAGUCGGACAGCCGCAACAACAACACCAAGAACAAGAGCAAGGACCUCGAAAACUUCUACCGCUUCCAGGUGCGCGAAAAGAAGCGCGAGAAGCUCGCCGACCUCCGCGCCCAGUUUGAGGCCGACAAGGCCAAGGUGGCCAAGCUCAAGGCCAGCCGCCGCUUCAACCCGUACUAG
Messenger RNA from Pseudozyma flocculosa PF-1, 1407 nucleotides. RefSeq lists its product as uncharacterized. The coding region runs from base 1 to 1407 and encodes 468 amino acids. The record is from RefSeq and is a predicted model, not a curated record. The transcript has a single exon. NCBI's taxonomy places the organism in Eukaryota, Fungi, Basidiomycota, Ustilaginomycetes, Ustilaginales, Ustilaginaceae. Gene Ontology annotation, molecular function: nucleic acid binding. Gene Ontology annotation, biological process: ribosomal small subunit assembly; rRNA processing. Gene Ontology annotation, cellular component: CURI complex; UTP-C complex.